AUGCCAAAAAAUAUAACGAGUGAAGUUCGAGAAAUUAUAUUAAAGGUGAAAGAGUUUAUGGAUGAAGAAAAGCGAAUGCAAGUUCCUAUUAUUCCACUUAGUAAAGUAUACGUUCGAGUUUCUGCUGCAACUGGUGUAUCUGAACGCACAGUACUAAACAUAGUUAAAGAGGCAAGACUUAUAGAACAAGGUUUAUUAGAUCCAGAGACCUUGAAAAAGAAUCCUAAAAAGAGGGUACGCACAAAAGGCAAAAUUGAAGUUGAUAAAUAUGAUCUACAAGUAAUUGAGAGAACGAUACAUGAAUUCUAUACCUUUAAAAAAGAAGUACCUACCAUUAACAAACUCUUGCAAAUAUUAAAAGAAGAAAUAAAUUUUAAGGGUUCAAGGGAGACACUGAGAAAAAUACUUCGUAAAAAUGGUUUUCAAUUUAGAAAACCUAAAAAUAAUAAAGAGAAAGAACCUGUACCAGAAGCAACUUCAUCUGUACCUGCUAUGGUGCCUCCAUACAUACAUACUAUGUUUAGUCACAAAAACAUACAAUAA
Pieris macdunnoughi is the source of this 543-nucleotide messenger RNA. The record is from the annotation of a GenBank genome assembly. Lineage: Eukaryota; Metazoa; Arthropoda; Insecta; Lepidoptera; Pieridae.